Trichomycterus rosablanca is the source of this 7499-nucleotide messenger RNA. RefSeq names its product caspase 8 associated protein 2 (gene casp8ap2). The record is from RefSeq and is a predicted model, not a curated record. The coding region runs from base 100 to 6321 and encodes 2073 amino acids. Gene Ontology annotation, cellular component: PML body; mitochondrion. Gene Ontology annotation, biological process: extrinsic apoptotic signaling pathway via death domain receptors; Fas signaling pathway. Gene Ontology annotation, molecular function: transcription corepressor activity. Lineage: Eukaryota; Metazoa; Chordata; Actinopteri; Siluriformes; Trichomycteridae. The transcript has 10 exons.
GCGGAAGGCUUCGGUUGGCGCCGAGGUUGUUGGCUCUAUGCACGGAAUUGUUCUAAAAUGACAACUUGAACAAUGAGUGACGUUUAAUAACUGACAAACAUGGAAAUGAGUGCCAUAGAUGAGCUUUAUGGAGAUCUGGACCAGGAUCGUUAUGAUUCUGGCCUGAAUUAUGAUGAAGACUCUGUGGAUAUUUACUCAGGACUGGAGGGCAGUCCCAAAAACAACAGAGGGAGCGGUAAAGAGCAAACUUUCUUCUCACCACAGAGAUUAAGAGAGUCUAUGGAUUUGUAUGAGGAACUCAUUACAAAGGAGCAAGUUGAGAAAGACGCAACUUACAGUGAGUUGAAAAGUAAGUUCGAUGCUGCUCAAAACCAAGUGCAGGAAUUGCUUGCAAAGUUGCAGCAGAUACAAACAAAGAACUCAAGUUUACACAAGGAAAACACUCUUCUUAAGAAAAACAUAUGUGCACUUAUUAAAACUGCCAAGAUGGAGAUUGUUAGGAAGGAUGAAGAGAUAAGUAAACUUAGCAAAAGAUCUAAUCGAGGCAUUUUCCAUAUAUCUGCACUAGACAGAUACCAAAAUUCAAACAAUGUCUCUGGUCUUUUAAGGGGGUCUCAGGAUUUUAGAGGGGAUGAGAGAACUAAAUGGGUAAAUAAACCUGACGAAUCAGCUGCUGGGAAGACACAACGAUGCACCAGGAGUAACACUGAGAGUACGCUGAAACGGCAUGAAAUGUAUUUGUCGUCUGUUCCCCACAAACAUUCCCAGUCUGAACAAACAUCUCAAAUCAAAGACAGAGUUAAUACAGGUUCAGAGACUGCUCCUGAGAUAACAAGGAUUAGGAAAGAUGGCAGGGAUGGCGGUAAAGAAUAUCUCACAACACACUCGAACAGUUUAGCCUCAGACCUUAAAGAAAAAGACAUUUUAGAAAAACCUCAAACAAAUACACAUAAUAACAGACCUAAAAAAGCACAGAACGAGCGUACAACAAGGAGUGCAUCCAGCAAAGUUCAACAUCAGCAAGACGACGAUCCUGUUCUACCCAGGAGAUCUGGGCGCUCAAGAAGUCCUGUCUCUCAAACACAGCUUACUUCCUCUUCCCGAAGUGACUCUCAGUCAUCCAAAGGACCAUCUAGAACGGAUACAGAGACCCUGGAUCGAAAGGAAGAUUUUCAGCACAAACAGAGAGAGGAAAAACAAAGUGGAAAGUUGGAGACAUCUGCAAAUAUAAAAGGCAGCAUUGCGGAAUCAGGUUCCUCCCUGGACAGAGCAACCGAGAACAAAGGGAACAGGGACCAUCACCGAAAAGAGGAAAGAAGGCAAGAGGAUACAAGCAUCUCGGAAAGGAGGCACACUAGAAGUGAUGGAAUGAAGCAAAGUGAGCCAAAGAAGAUGCAAGAAAGUGAAGGAAGAAUUAAACAGAGUGGAAGUAGCAGCAGAGGAGACAAAAGAAGCACCAGCUCCGACACCCGCAAAGAACAUGAGCGACGGAGUGCAAAAGAAAGCGACCGAGACUCCAAAAUGCCAAAAGAAGUCAGUGAAAGACAAACAAAAGAAGGGAGGGACAGAAGUCGUGGUGAUGUUCCUGUAAGUAACCAAAAUGCUUCUCCUGUUAAAACUGAUCAGAGGAAGGAUCAUAACAAAAGGAAAAAAUCAAGCAAAAUUGAGGAGGAGCUAUCCAGGAGCAAAGCAUCCAGCAGUCGUGAUGAUACCAGGGAUGCUAAAAGCUCUACUGCGGAGCAGUUAUCCAGGAGCAAAGUGCCCAGCAGUCGAAAUGAGUCUAGAGGUGCUAAAAGCUCUACUGAGGACCAGUUACACAGGAGCAAAUUUUCCAGCAGUCCUGAUAGUUCUAGAGGUGUUGAAGGCUCUACUGAGGAGCAGUUAUCCAGGAGCAAAGAUUCCAGCAGUAGUGAUGGUUCUAAAAGUGGUAAAAGCUCUACUGGGGAUCAGUCAUCUAGGAGCAAAGAUUUCAGCAUUAGUGAUGGUUUAAGAGGUGCUGGAAGCUCUACUGAGGAGCAGGUAUCCAGGAGCAAAGCAUCCAGCAGUCGAAAUGAUUCUAAAAGUGUUGAAAGCUAUACUGAAAAGCAGUUAUGCAGGAGCAAAUCUUCCAGCAAUCGUGAUGGUUCUAGAAGUGGUAAAAGCUCUACUGAGAAGCAGUUACCCAGGACCAUAUCUUCGAGCAGUCGUGAUGAUUCUAGAGGUGCUGAAAGCUCUGCUGCCCAUGCCAGGCAUUCAACCACUGUUGAGCACAGUGCCAAAGAUAAAGGUGCAUCCACUGACUCUGAGAAAGGCAGAUCAAAAAGUGACAGAUGUUCUAAAAAGUCUAUGAGGUCUUCAUCCUCUGAAAAAUCCAAAACUGUCAAGGAUAGUCAUGUUUCUGAGAGUUGUCAGACAGACCGCCAAAGCACAAAAAGGAAGUCUUCAGGGACAUUAACCAGCAGCUCUGACAUGCCCACCAUGCCGGAGGAGGGAAGUCCAAAUAGAAAAUUAUCUUUCAUGGAAACUUUAAACCUCACUUUGUCACCAGUUAAAAAUCAAAACCUGCACACACUUAAAGAGCCAGGUAAGCCAGAUGAGGCCCUUGUUAGCAAUUCAUUCGAGGACCAAGUCUCAUUUGAGCUUGGAGAAGAAUUCUGUGUCAUUGAUGAAGCCGAAAACUGCCAAGAGUCCAUAGAUGCUAUGGAGGACUCUGCAGUUACAACAGCUGGUGCUCUGCCACUUGAACAUAGCAAUACCAGCAUCCAGUGUAAUCAGGGCCAAGAUGUACCCACUGGUUCUACAGAGCCAGAGCCAUCAAUAUGCCAAGAUGUAAAAGUCAAUGAAAAAGACCUGGAAGUCCUUAACAGUUUGGAUGGUGACAUGUCAGCUAAAGCUAAAACUUUGAGUAUGGAUUCAGAAAUGCAAGAAAUGGAAUUCAUUACAAAAGGGAAUGAUUUAAAUAAAUCAGCUACCGGCAUCUGUCCAACAUUGCCUCAAAGUGUGGUUAAUAACACUGUGGUUGCUGAAGCUCCUUUAACAGAAGAAUCUGAGCCAGCUGAUAGACCUGUUCCCUUAGGUAACCUGUGCCAGGAACAAGACCCCAUUCUUGUGUGGAACCAACAAGAGGAGCAAACUACUGGUAGUAGGAAUACAAGUGAAGAAAACCUGGUAGAUAAUAAUCCAGAGUCGAAUUCUGCACCAUCAGUUCAGAGUGACAUGUUUGGGCAGGAAGUGUCCAUCUCUGUCGAAGUAGACGCAACCUCAGAGACUUGUUCAAUUGUUGAUUCCUCUGCUUCUUUGGAAGUUGUCUCCAGCACUAUCGGUGUAGAUGUCAAUCCUCAAAGCAAAGCUGCUUGUACAGAUAAACCAACGGUUAUGAAUAUGAAUAUCUCAAGAGACCUUGAGAAACCAAUAGAACCGUUGGAAAGGUCACUGGCAGAGACACUCAGUGUUGGCACCACUAUAAGGGAAGAUAAAAUUCCAUCUGAACAAGCAAGCUCCUCCGAGCCGGAUUCCACAGAGGAUGAGAUGAAUAACUCAAAGCCUUCAGGUUCAGUAGUUGUACAGCAUGAUGAAGAUUCUAUGAUGCUGACCCUGAGCAACAUCAAAGUAAUUCCUGAAGCUAUAAGUCCUCUAACAAGUCCGGUCCGCCAGAUAAAGAAAGUCCAGCCGCAAUGUUUGGGCAAUGAGCAACAUGUCAAGUGUCUUAGCAAAGAUUUUUCAACUUGCACCACCGAUAAAACUGCAACCAAGAUGGACAUGAACAAGGAGAAUAAACGGCCUCUUUCGCCAGUAAUGCCUAGCACACUUGAAGAUCAGCAAGAGGCUCUUACCUCUACUGCUACUCAAGAAGCACUGGAAGAAGGAGAAAUAAUCAGUGAGAGUGAUGAGGAGAGGGCUCUGGUCAUUCAGAGUCCUCCAGUCAGAAAAAGAUCAUCAUCAAGGAUUCAGUCCAGUCCCAAAUCACCAAUUUUGAAAAAAACUAAUCAAAUAAAAACUGCCGUUACUCCCAACCAUUGCGAACAAGGGAAAAAUACAACUCCUACUUCUACGGACAGCCCCACUUCCAGUAAAAGGCGAUUCAAAACGGUUACCGUUCCAUCCAAAGCAGCUAUUUCAUCCACUGUUGAGUUUAUGAACACGUUAUCAUAUAUUCGGUCAGAGCUUAGGAGAAAGUACAUGAAACUCCAUAGAAAUGUCACCAAAACAGCUUUUUGUGGCAUCAUCGAUAUGUCACUCGCCUCUUUCACAGAAUUUGUAGACACCGUUAACUUCCACAAGUUUUGCUCCCAAGAAAAGGAAAUCAAACCCAGGGUCAAUAAGAUCAUUGCGAAUGUCAUGAGCAAGGUCUCCAACAAUGGCAUCGUGAACCGCAUCUUUGAGCAGAGAGCCGAUGAUCUGAAGCAGAAGCUCUGGAAUUUUGUGGAUGGACAGUUUGAUUUCCUCUUUAAGGAGGUAAAAGCAGCACUUAAGAGUGUGUCCGAUCAUUCCAGGUUCAAAACUUCAAAUCCUAGAGAAACAGAGGAUUUGACCCCGGCAGUUUGCAAGAUUCAACGUAAAGAACCUCUCAGCAUGGCUGAAAACAUACCGCAUACAAACCAGACCACUACAUUGCACAGCUUGCCGUUUAAAGGCCGAGGUUUAGGCAGCAGUGGUAAAAACAUAAAGGCCACCAUGGAGGAUGGAGCUAAGUUGCCAGAUGAACAAGCAUCUGCGGUUUUGUCCUUGGAAAAGUAUAUUCCAGAAACCGCUCCUGUCCAGGAGCAAACGCCCACCUUCGCUCGCCGUCUUUCUCACAAUGCAUCAAUACAGGACAGAUCAGACUUUGAGAUUCUCACAGAGCAGCAGGCAUCAAGCCUGACCUUUAAUUUGGUAACUGAUUCCCAAAUGGGAGAUAUAUUCAGGUGCCUCUUGCAAGGGUCCGACCUGCUGGAGGCUAGUGUCUCGUUAGGUGAUAAUCAAAACUGGCCAUUAAACACUCCACGUAAGGAAGGUAUGUCUGCGGAAAGUCUGAUUGGAGUCAUGACACCCAGCAAGAUUGUAACACCGUUAAAACUUGGCAUGACAUGGGCCCCCGUUUCUCCAUAUAAAUUUACCUCCCCAAACAGCAAGUUUCAAAUGUCUGUAAAUCCAGCACUCCUUGACGAAAGCUGCUUGCUGGAAGUCCCAUCUAAUGCUCUUCCAAACCAAGCUCUUCCUGCUUUUACUUCAGUAAACUCUCACAAGUCCUACUCCAUUCUGGCCGACGAUUUAGCUGUCUCUCUGACCAUUCCCUCACCCUUGAAGUCGGAUGACCACUUAAGCUUUUUGAACCCUGCGAAUGUAAAAAUGCUGUCCACACCAAGCAACAUUAUUAGCGCUCACUACAGUGAGGAUGCACUUCUCGAUGGAGAAGAUGCUACUGAGCAAGACAUUCACCUGUCUCUCGAUACAGACAACUCAAGCUGCACGUCAAGUACAGGGGGAGCCUGGGAGGCUCAAAAUUCAGCAGUGUUCCAGGUUAAACCAAACUUGCCCAUGCAAGCAGAGGUAAUGGAGAGGUCCAAUGAUCACUUUAUUGUGCGGAUCAGACAUGCUGGGGUUCACGGUGAACCAACGCAGGAAGCAGAAUCCAAGGCAGUAUGUCAAGAAGACAAAGCGUCAGCAUUCCCUGGCAGUGCUACGUCCAUGGCUGCUCAGCCACUGGCAACCUCAAAUUGUCAAAGUGAAGCUCAAAUUUCAAUUAACCAUUUGUUCAAUGGUGAUUUUGAAGGAGACGAUUCUGCCAACUUGCCUCAAACCUGUGAAAACCAAGCUGAGCAAGCUACUGUUGACCCUAAUGCCACUAGGGACACUGCAUCCACUGAUCCUGCUAUCUCACUUACCUCAGCUGAUGGUAAAACUACUUCUGCCACUGAAUCCGAAGACAACGUCUUUGACGGCCUGCCUGAAUGCCACAAAAAAACCAGGAAGCGAAAGAAACAUCAUUCAGGUUCAAAGGCAAAACGCUCCAGAAGAGAGAGAUCGCAAGACGGACAUGAAAAAGAACGACACAAGAAGAGGUCAAAAUCUUCCAAGGAAAAAAGCCAUAAAACUCAUUCUAAGAAGAUUCCAUCACCAAGUCCUCAGUUGUCCCCAAACAGUCUUUCCGCCAAGAAUAUAAUCAGAAAAAAAGGGGAAGUGGUGGUGACUUGGACCAGGGAGGAAGAUCGAGAUAUUCUUGUUGCACUUAAACUGAAAGGACCAUCAUCGAAGACAUUUGCUGCCCUCUCAUCCAAGUUAAGAAAGUCACAAGGACAGAUUGAGGAGAGGUUCAAUCAGCUAAUGAAACUGUUUAAGAAGAAAGAAAAGCUGGAAAGCUGAGCCAAUCUCUCUUAAAUCUGCACAAGACGAUCAAGUCUUGUUGUUCUGGGAGCCGGGACGGUGCACAAGCCACCGGCGCAGAUGUCGAAAACCAGUCAGUUGUGCUUGUUAGAGGAUUCUGUCAGCUUUUUGUGAAGGCAAGUGCUGAGAAUCCAGUAGUUGUUAGGAGCUUCUGUUACCAGUUUCAGGAACUUACUGCCUGUAAAUGUAUUGUCGAUGGUGUUUGAUCUAUUGAGAAACAGAGAUUUAGGUGAUUAUUUUUUAGUUUUUUUUGUAAGGGUGGAAGUCUUGCAGGACCACCCUUGAUCUCAUAAGAAAGAAAAAACCCAGGAAGGUCUUGCUCACAGCUUGCACACUUAUACCCACGCUAACCACUGCUUUCUUUUUAAUUGGACAGUUUUGGCAAGCUUACAGUCGAUUUUCUGGCUGCAUUAAGAACCACAUGUUCAUGUACAAAAUGUUAGUAAUGAUAUAAUUGUAAGUGUAGUAAUUUCUUACAAUGAUUAAGAUGACAUGUUUGUCAUUGCUAGUUCUGCAACCUCUGACUUCACAAGCAUUUGUUUGGCCCAAUUUAAAAGUAAUCUCUCAUUCUUCUAAACGUCUGUUCCUGUGUGGCUCUACACAACCAUGAAGGCAAAAGCCACCAGGGUUUUUUUCAUAGAGGCAGUUUGUUGACUGCCCAGACACACACUGGAGUCGUUUUGUCUUCUGAUAUCUACCUCUGAGAGUCUGGUAUAUGUCUGCAUCAAGAAGUAAAAUGAUCAAGUGGUACACAGCGUACCUGUACGACAAUUGUGUUGGAUCUUUUCAUUGUACAGUUAAAACCCAAAUUACUUGUCCAGGCGACAGCUGAAUAAAUAGAAGCAUUUUUUUUAAACAAGUUCAUAAUAGUAUCUCAAUAUUACAUAAAAGUGUUGCUGUUUGUUGUCUCUCUGCCUCCUUAAUAUUUUAGCCCUAGAAGAAUCUUAAUUUCCAUGAUUCUCAAAAUAUUAAGCCCCAUGGCUUGCUUUGUGCAUAUUGAUUAAUACGAGUUUUUUUUAGUUCUUUAAUACUUCUGUUUUAUUUUAGUUUGUUUUUGUUCUAAAAGCAGUAUGAAAGAUGGCGUUCUCUGAAAUUUUUAUUUCAAAUAAAUAUAUUGUAAAUAUUGUACAUUGUGGGAAGCUUUUUCACUUUUAAAA